Molecule: messenger RNA, 849 nt
Organism: Actinia tenebrosa (Australian red waratah sea anemone)
Lineage: Eukaryota; Metazoa; Cnidaria; Anthozoa; Actiniaria; Actiniidae
Source: RefSeq, a predicted model, not a curated record
GUCUAUCUGUGUUGUUUCCAUGCCAACAACGAAGCUCAAAGUCACUAGCUUUCAUUUCAAAGUCAGCGUUGAAAUGGCUUGAAUCCAUAAGAAAAACAUGUCUUGCUCUUUUAAGAAAGGAGUUAGCCUCAAACAAGGAUCUAAGACAUCUACAGUCUUAACCAAUCGGUCUAGUUUUAUCACGAUCGUAACAGACGAGCCGUACGAAACUCGUUGUGCAGGACCGCGAACAGAAGCACAUCGCAAAGGCGUGCGACCUUUGAAUAAAUCAACUUUAUGUCUAGAAAUUUCUCCUCUGAAAACGUCUUACGAAAGCUGCAUGAAGUCGAGUUUUUCUGGAAGUAAAAAUUUGCAGCCCAGCAAAAGGCCUUCAGCAUUUCCUUCUCAGCACACAUCACAAUUCAAUAUUGGAAUUGCCAGUGACCAUAUGUUAGAUACGCAUGUCAAAAAGACUUAUGUUCAUCACAACAUAGUGCCAACUAAUCAAUUACAUGAGCACAACCAACGAUGGAAUAACCAGAUGUCUGGUAAAGAUAUGGUGGAGUCAACCAGACAAAAUAAAUGUUCAGAGAUGACUUUUAAUACAACUUAUUCCACAAUACAUGACAAGCUAGGGAUGGAAAGAGGGCCAGGUUCUCAGAUGAAACCACCAAUGAGAAGAAAAUUUGACAUUUUAACUGGAGAGCCAUUACACUUAUCACAACAAGAAGAUUUUCACCUUACAUCUAGAAAUCGCAUAUUACAUAACAUGCGACAUGGAAAAGACUUCCAGAAUUCAUUCAUCUUGGGAUAAAUUUUGUUACAUGUAAUUAUAACAGUUGUAGAUUGUUGAACAUUUUUAUAUAAAGA